CCAAGCGCCGCCAGGGCGCGGUUGCUGCUGCAAACCACACCAUGUCGGCGACCACGAGCAUCGAAGUCCAGCCCGAGGCGUACUGUCUCAUGUUUCUCCACGCCUGCAAGUACCCAGCGCGCGCCGUCAACGGCUUGCUCCUCGGCACGGCGGCGGGUGACAGCGUAAAGGUGCAAAAGGCGCUUCCGCUCUUCCACAGCAGCUUCGCCCUGUCGCCGAUGCUCGAGACGGCGCUCAUGCUGGCCGACGAGCACUGCAAGUCAUCUGGCAAGCUGCAGGUGGUGGGAUACUACCAGGCCAACGAGCUGUGCGACGACCUCGAGCUGGGACCCUUUGGCAAGAAGAUCGCGCAAAAGAUCCGCUCUGUUUGUCCGCUCGCUGCGUGCCUCCUCAUCGACGGAGCGCGCAUGCAGCCGACUGCGCGCGAGCCCGGCCUGCUCCCCCUCGACGCAGACGGCAAGCGCAGCGCGGCGGCGCUCUCGCUACCAGACGCUGCGGCGGUGCAGCGCCUCGACGCUUACCUGCAGCACGGCGGCCAACACCUGCUCGUCGACUUUGACGCGCACCUCGACGACGCGACCAAGGACUGGCUCGGCAACUCGGCGCUGCUCUCCUCCGCCUGAUCCUUUGUGCCGGGCUCGCCCCGUGGCUUGCUGCCCGUGGCAGGGGAGGCGAGCAGGACACCCUGUGUGUGCCACGGCCUCUUCCCGCUUGGCUGACCCACGCGCCCUGCGCGAGGGGGGGGGCGUCACGUAUCGGGACUUUUGUAUUUCGAGUCGCUCGGGCUGCCGUGCCGCGUGCGAGUUUUUG
Messenger RNA from Emiliania huxleyi CCMP1516, 810 nucleotides. RefSeq lists its product as hypothetical. Lineage: Eukaryota; Haptophyta; Isochrysidales; Noelaerhabdaceae. Gene Ontology annotation, cellular component: EMC complex. The transcript has 4 exons. The coding region runs from base 42 to 623 and encodes 193 amino acids. The record is from RefSeq and is a predicted model, not a curated record.